This is a messenger RNA of Cyclopterus lumpus (lumpfish), 2770 nucleotides long. RefSeq names its product protein regulator of cytokinesis 1b (gene prc1b). Gene Ontology annotation, cellular component: spindle; cytoplasm; mitotic spindle midzone. Gene Ontology annotation, biological process: microtubule cytoskeleton organization; mitotic spindle midzone assembly. Bases 147 to 1982 code for a protein of 611 amino acids. The record is from RefSeq and is a predicted model, not a curated record. NCBI's taxonomy places the organism in Eukaryota, Metazoa, Chordata, Actinopteri, Perciformes, Cyclopteridae. The transcript is spliced from 15 exons. Gene Ontology annotation, molecular function: microtubule binding.
CAGAACGCGGCGCUGCGCGUAUUUUGAAACCGUCGGUACAAACGGACACGCAAAGCAGACGGGAGAGUCUCCGGGACGCGGCUCACUCCGGUUUAAAAACGGUUAUAAACGGCGUUAAACUGUUCGCAGCGCGGUGGGAUUUAACGAUGAGGAAGAGCGAGGUGCUCGCGGCCGAGGCGGUGUCGUGCCUGAAUAAAGCGCUGUGCCGCCUGAAGGACAUCUGGGAGGAGAUCGGCAUCCCGGAGGACCAGAGGCUGCAGAGGACCAACGUGGUCAAGGACCACAUCAAGAGCUUGCUGGACAGGAUGAUAAAAGAGGAGGAGUCUCUGAAGCCCAGGCUCAUCAUCAGCAUUCAGAACUGCAGGAUGGAAAUGGAGAAACUCAACCUGGAGCUUCAGCUGCCGGGGUUCGAGCAGGAGACGGGCAUCAGCAUGCUGCAGCAGGAGAAGAACAUCCGCACGCAGGUGGAGGCCCUGCUGACGGAGAGGGCUCGGCGGAUGCGGCAGCUGAAGGCCCUGCUGGACCAGGACCAGGACCUGUGCGACGUCCUGUGCUCCCUGCCGUACGGCGUCGCUCCGGACUCCGUGCCCACGGCGGAGCAGCUGGAGAGCUUCGGCCAGCACGUCGCUAACCAGAACGCCGAGAAGGCGAGGCGUUACGCCGAGUUCAUGGACCUCAAGAGGCGGAUCAUCGUGCACAUGGGGGAGCUGGACCACGUCCCCGAGACCAGCUUCGAGAAGGACGUCGUCUGCGAGGACGAGGACUCGUUUUGCCUCUCGAGAGACAACAUCACGUCACUCAAACUGCUUGUUUGUCAGCUGGAGGAGCGCAAGGCGGAAACCGAGGCGGCGUGCGAGGCUCACCGGGAGAAGAUCCAGCGUCUGUGGGGCCGACUAGACGUCCCUCAGGAGGAGAGGGAUCCCUUCAACGAGCACAUGGUCGCAUCCAGGAAGAGGAACCUGGAAGCGCUCCAAGCAGAAGUUCAGCGUCUGGAGGAACUCAAGCUGCUCAACAUCCGCAACGUGACCGACGCCAUCCGCUCCGAGGUCGCCGCGUUCUGGGAGAAGUGCUUCUUCAGCGCCGACCAGCGGCAGGCGUUCGCUCCGUAUUUCAGCGAGGACUUUACCGAAGAGCUGCUGGCUCAGCACGACGCUGAGAUCCAGCGCCUGAAGCAGCAUCACGAGGACCACAAGGAGCUUUUCGACGGCGUCCACCAGUGGGAGGACAGCUGGAGGCUCUUCCUGCAGCUCGAGAAAAAAGCCACCGAUCCGACGAGGUUCACCAACAGAGGAGGCAACCUCCUGAAGGAGGAGAAGCAGAGGUCCGAGCUGCACAAGAGCCUCCCCAAACUUGAAAAGAAGUUAAAAGCCCAGAUCGACGCGUGGGAGAGCGAGCAGGGCGGCGAGUUCCUGGUGAACGGGGAGAAGUUCCUGCAGUACGUGGAGGAGCAGUGGGAGCUGCACCGAGUGGAGAAGGAGAAGGAGAAACAAGAGCGGCAUCUCAAGAAGAGCAAACAGACCGAGGAGGACAUGCAGUUCGGGACGGCGGUACGGACCCCCACCAAGCGCCGGCUCCUCGGCACGCAGACCCCCAACAAGUCCAGAAAGUUCAACGCGACCUCCAGCAGCACCAGCACGAGCGCCGCCUCUAACAGCACCAGCCGCUCCGUCUACGGCGCGACGGUCUGCCGCUCGCCCCGCCCACCGCUGUCGGCUAACAAGGUUCCGGCAUCGCGGACGCCGGUUGGCGGUAAGCCCCCCAACCCUCGGCUGCAGGGCUGCAACAAGGAGAACGAGGCCCAGCUGAAGGGGAGCCCUGUGACGACCUCGCUGACCCCCGCCGCUCCGCAGCAUCACUUCAGCAUGGCGUCGGUGGCCAGCACGUAUUCUGAGUUUGUGAGGGACUUGGUCAACACCCAGAGCGUUCAGUCAAGCGAGACCUGUCCAAGGCCUCCAACGCCAAGAUCCAGCACGGCUUCCUGAACUCCACCUCCACCAACCUCUGACCUCUGACCUCUCUCCUCUGACUGGUGGGGGGCGGGGCUGCGUCCGUUAUCCUGCCGCAGUCUUCUCAGUGAAGUCCUGAUCACCGCCGCACGCUUUUAUGAAGGUAAUAAUAUGAGUGUUACGUCGGCGAUGGACUGUCGGUCUCUCACUGUCGGCAAAAAAAUGUCACUCAUAAAUUAAACUAACACUACUUUGGCUUUCUAAGUUUCGCCGGUUAUCCAGAUUUAAAUAAAUGUCUGUAUUUUGUACCGCACAUUUUUUUUUUUUUUAAUAAAAGAAACAAAAGAAAUACUAGCUUUCUGAUGUUAUGCAAUCCGGAGUGACAGGCCAAAUGUAUUAUGAAUACUUUGCACUUUUUUUAAGAAAAGAAAAAUAUAUAUGUUCAGCACAUCGCACAAUCUUUCACACUCACACUGUUCCAUCCAUGUGUAUAUAUAUAUAUUUUUUGUAUGCAUGGGAUGUAUCUGUGUACAUAUUUCUGUAUCGGCUGUUCUCUUCAUAGUAACUUCCUGUUUGACAAAGAUGGUGGUUGUUUAAACUGGACAUUAAUGUUAUUAAAGUGCUCUAUAUUGUUGCUGUUGGAAUAUGAUUAAAUCACAUGGAUUCAAUACCCGAUCAUGGCUGAUUUGGAAAAGCCUCUCGAGGUAUAAUUAAUGUAUUUUCACUUGGUACACAGUGAUUAUAUUUUUUUUAUAGAUUGAUCAUUUUCAAGUGUAGCACACCAGUCAACUGUGAUCAGUUAAUGAUUUCCCAACAAUAAAAUU